Molecule: messenger RNA, 1392 nt
Organism: Clonostachys byssicola
Lineage: Eukaryota; Fungi; Ascomycota; Sordariomycetes; Hypocreales; Bionectriaceae
Source: the annotation of a GenBank genome assembly
AUGCUUCGAGACGUGGAUCCCAUCUACCAAGAGGACGUCCAGCGUGCCCUGAACUUGCUUUGCUGUGCAAAGCGUCCCCUGCUCGUUGAAGAGCUUAUGCUAGCGAUAGCCGUGGAGCUGGGUGAUUCACCGAAGUACAAUUCAGAACGCCAACUUAAGAGCAGCGAGGAUCUUCGGCAGAUAUGUGCCGGAUUCAUUGAUAUUGAUGUCCGAACUCAUGAUGAUCUCACACUGAUUAAUCAAGUUGACUCACUUAGUAUGAUGGAUAUCACCCUUUUCGGCACCCACGGUACUCGUUACGAGAUGGUGCGGAUCGCUCAUUUUUCCGUCCAGGAAUUUCUGAAAUCAGAUCGGAUAAGAUCAAAAGAUUUCAAAGACCUGGUCAGUUUCCACGUGGACAUGCAAGAUGCCAAUGAUCAAAUGGCGGGUACUUGCCUCGCCUUUCUGUUGGAACCCUCAAUACUUGAGGCGCAGAUGUCAGAAUCAUCUCCACUGGCCUUAAACACUCUAAGGACUUAUGCAGCGCGUCAUUGGGUCGACUAUUAUGAUGAUUUCACUUCCAGUGCCUCAACAAGGGCGCAAGCUUCUCGUCUCUUUUGCGGGGCAGGUGGUUGGUUUGAGAAGUGGUUAUGGUAUUGGGACCAUGACCGCAACCACCCUAGGAAACCCAGGCCAGGACCACUUUAUUAUGCGUCAUUGCUUGGAAUACGUUCAGUUGUCUAUAAACUCAUAGAAGAUGGUCUAUCAAAAGAACUAGACGCAUCGAGUAAUGCGUACAGUCGAGUUGAGCCGUUCUUUCUUGAUGAAGUGGCGGGCAAUUAUGGAACAGCUCUUCAAGCUGCGUCAAUGCGAGGCCAUCUUGCGAUUGUCCAGAGGCUUAUUGAAGGAGGAGCUAACAUAAACCAACAAUCCGGUCACUAUGGAACGGCUCUUCAACUUGCGGCAGAUGGAUGCCAUCUUGAGAUCGUACACCUGCUCGUUACCAAAGGAGCUGAUGUUAACCAACAAGCCGGUGAUGAUGAAACAACUGCUCUUCAAGCUGCAUCGCUUCGCGGCCAACUUGGGAUGGUCCAAUUCCUUCUUGAAAAUGGAGCUAAUAUUAACCAAGGAUGUGGCUAUUACGGGACGGCUCUUCAAGCCGCAUCAACGGGUGACCAUUGCGAUGUUGUUCAGUUUCUUAUCGAAAAUGGAGCUCAUGUCAAUCAAGAGGCUGGUCGUCAUUUCGGCACAGCUCUCCAAGCUGCGAUAAGAUUUAACCGCCCAGAGAUUGCUCGGCUGCUUCUUAAGGAAGGAGCCGAAGCCAUUCAGAUAAGUGCUAAUGAAUUGAAACAUCUAUGCUUUAUGUUAAUGAGAUUACGAUCGAUCAAUACCGAGAGCAGUGGCAAGACUUGA